AUGCCGACACCAACUGCAAAGGUCUCGGUAACUAUACAAGAUACUGCACUGCAACAGGAUCAGAUACCAAUAAAUCAUGAUAAUCCAUUCUUGUCCCCUAUAGUAUCCAAUGCAGCUCCGUCGCAGCAUGCUUCAAGUGAUGCAAGUGUUGCCAUUUGUAACCAGGAUAAAGUAGAGGCUCAAAUGAUGGAGGAAGGAAAAAAAGAUCAAGACAAUAAUGUCGAUGAGAAUCAUGAUAGUCCUGCGGAUAUGCCGGGCGGUGCAGAUGAUCCUCACGACGGUAUUGUCAAUGAAACAAACAUAAAUCCAACCACGCUUGAUAGUAAUCAAUGCGGCAGUGGAUUGGUAACAAGUACUCCUAGAUCUCAGCUUGGUGUGUCUACGUCAAUUCUGGAUCAUCCUUUUGUUGGAGACGCAUACCAGUUGUAUAAGGGAAAUCAGGCUACAAUGAAAAGGUAUCUAAAUAGUAGUGCCUCCGAUGAGCCUAAUAUGCCCUCGAGUGAAUCUUCAUAUCAUCGUUGGAUAUGCAACUCAGCAGUUGUAACUCGUAAGUCAUUUAUAGAGCGUUUCAAAGAUAUUUGGAGUGUCUUUCUCAGAACAGUUGAUUUUGAGUGCCAAGGAUGGUGGUUAGAUUUUAAGACAAGUCUAACAUUGCUAUUACACGAUGAAACUCAUGAGAUGGUAAAAGAGUCCCGAGGCGAAUUAUUCAGUUUACAAAAGAGUUACCGCCGCUUAGCACCAUCCCAUCACCGGAUGAUUUUGUCUUGA
Didymodactylos carnosus is the source of this 768-nucleotide messenger RNA. NCBI's taxonomy places the organism in Eukaryota, Metazoa, Rotifera, Eurotatoria, Philodinida, Philodinidae. The record is from the annotation of a GenBank genome assembly.